Molecule: messenger RNA, 1829 nt
Organism: Blepharisma stoltei
Lineage: Eukaryota; Ciliophora; Heterotrichea; Heterotrichida; Blepharismidae
Source: the annotation of a GenBank genome assembly
AUGGCGGGGUUAUUGGAAGAGUCAAAUAGAUUUGAGAAAAGACUCCAGAAUUUCCAAGCAAUUCUCCCUGACGAGCUUAAAAAGAAGCACGAAACCUUCUCUGUGAAUCUACGAAGGGAAAAGCGAAAUGAGACCAGAGCUAAAAAGCGAUAUCUUAUAGAGAACUCUCAGCAGGUUGAUAUAUCUUCAGAAUUCAACUUUAAAGUGGAGCCUUUAGCAGAGCUUUACCCUGAAUUAAAUGGGGAUAAGUCUUUGAAGCAAAAAUUCGAGAUUUUGAAAUCAAUUUUUACCGAGAAUAAAAUUCAGAGUGAGAGCUUAAUGAUUUUGGAUAUGUUUAAACAUUGAAUUUCUUUAGAUCGAUUUUUCUUGCUCUUUCAUGAAAACCUGGAUGAAAAUUUUUUGAAGGUUUUAAUUGAGUAUGUAGAUUUUCAGAUUGGAGAACAGGCUGUGCAUGACUCGACUUGAAUUAUUUGUAAUAUCCUUUCUGGGCCAGCUGAAUUUACUGAAUGCUUUAUUAAGUUAGGGGGAUUAGAAAAAAUUUUGAAUGCGCUUUCAUUGAAAUCGAUGAUAGUAAGUGAACAUAUUUUUUGGGCACUGGCAAAUAUUGCAGGUGAUGAAAUGGAGUAUUCAAUUUUGUUAAUUAAAAAGGGAGUUAUUGGAGUUAUAUAUGAAUUUCUCAUUGAAGCAAAUAUAGAAAGUUUGGCAAUGCAAAAAGUUGCUUUAUGAUGCUUAAUCACUGUUAAUUAAGUAUAACUAAAAUUUAGCUUUUAAGAAACUUAAAACUUUACUAAAUUUUAUAGCAACCUGUUCAUUGAUUUUAACAUCGCUUAGUAUAUCCUCCUUUUGCUCGAGCUAUAUAAUUUUCAGCUUAUAUGUUUAUAUCUAUUGUAUUAAGAAUAUAGUAAAAUACUUUUUUAAAGUCAAAGAAUUACUAUGCCUCAAUUGCACGAUCCAAAACAGUAUAAUAAUAAAUAUUGGGAGGGUUAGUAAACAUUUCAAAUGCUUGGGCAGCUAUGCCUCCAACAGAACUCAGAAAAUUGCUGAUUAUUUUACGUACAAUGAUCUCUAUAGAGAGCAAUGAGGUAAAAUGCUAUUGCUUAGAAGCUCUUUGCAAAAUUUCUCAUAAAGAAGAUUCAAAAGUACAGUUUGUUAUUGAUCAAGGCUUUAUUCCCUUCGUUUUGAGAAACUUAAAGUCCUCUGAAGAAUCCCUUCUUCAUUCAAGCAUCACUUUAAUUGGGAAUAUCUGUGCAGGUACACAUCUUCAAACGCAGAAAAUGCUUGACGAAAACAUAUUAGACCUGCUACUUCCUCUUUCAGACCAUCCUUCCUGAAAAAUAAGGAAAAAUAUUUUCUGGAUUAUAGGAAAUAUUUCAGGAGGCACAAGAGAGCAGUGCGAAAUGUUUCUUGAUCAUGAAUUUCUAAACGUAGCAAUAAGAGGUUUAUUAGAUUAUUCUUAUGAAGUUAGACUCUAUGCAUCCUAUAUUUUUACCAAUACAAUGCAUAAUACAGACGAAGCGGGGAAAAUGAAAAUUAUUGCUCACAACAUUUUCCUUGGGCUAGCUACAGCCCUUGCAGAUCCUAAUCAAGAAUAUUUGGUCAACAUAUUAGAAGUUUGCUAUUAUUUGCUAAAAGCAGGAGAGAAUUAUGAAGUAAACCCAAUCACUCAGCUUUUUGAUUAUUCUGGAUGUCUGGAUGCAAUAGAAAGAGCGCAAAAUCACAGCAAUGACAUAGUAUGCAAUGCAUGCCAGACAAUAAUUGAAAAUUUUUUUGGGGUAGAAGAAGUUAUUGAAGGCGACUUUUUAAGGAGCGCAAAAACAUUGAUAGAGUAA